CUAUCUCCAAUAUCAACCCUUCCUUUUUCCCUCAAAACUGCACUUUCCUCUAUGCCCUUCCUCCUCACUUUCCUCAUUCGCUUUCUCAGGUCCUUCGGACUAACCUGUGUGACCAUGGACUCAACCCCAAAUGAACCGACAUGGCCACAACUUCUUGGAAGCAACAACUGGGAAGGCCUUCUUGAACCGUUAGACCUCAGCCUCCGGCAACUCAUUCUCCGGUGCGGCGACUUCUGUCAAGCCACCUACGACGCCUUCAACAACGACCAAAACUCCAGAUACUGCGGCAGCAGCCGUUAUGGCAAGAACAACUUCUUCCACAAAGUCAUGCUCGAGUCAGCAUCACAGUACCAAGUCUCCGCCUUCCUCUAUGCCACCGCCCGAGUCAGCGACCACGAAGCCCUCCUCCUCCACUCCCUGUCACGCGAGUCAUGGGACCGCGAGUCUAAUUGGAUCGGAUACAUUGCCGUCACCACUGAUGAACUGAGUCAAGCCUUGGGCCGACGUGAAAUCUACAUCGCAUGGCGUGGGACGACACGGGACUACGAAUGGAUCAAUGUGUUAGGGGCCAAGCUUGACUCUGCGGACUCAUUGUUAAGCCCCAAAACUCUGAAAAAAGCCGGAGAUAAGGCCAGUAGUAGUGACAGUGAUGAAGAUGAUGAGAAUGUGCCCAAAGUCAUGCAGGGUUGGCUUACUAUAUACACAUCAGAGGAUCCAAAAUCAGCAUUUACUAAACUAAGUGCAAGAACACAACUUUUGAACAACGUCAAUGCUUUGUUGAACAAAUACAAGGGUGAGAACCUGAGUAUAACGUUCACUGGGCACAGUCUCGGUGCAAGUCUGUCCGUGUUAUCGGCUUUCGACAUCGCUGAGAACGGUGUUAAGGAUAUUCCGGUAUCGGCUUUUGUGUUCGGCUGUCCACAAGUGGGUAACAAGGCUUUCAAUGAGAGGCUCAAGCAGUUUCCAAACGUCAAAGUGUUGCACAUAAGGAACAAAAUCGAUCUCAUACCGCUCUAUCCGAGUGGGUUAUUGGGCUAUGUGAAUUCGGGGAUUGAGCUUAUGAUUGAUAACCGGAAAUCGCCUAGCUUGAAGGAGUCGAAAAACCCUAGCGACUGGCACAACUUGCAGGCUAUGUUACAUGUUGUGGCGGGUUGGAAUGGAGAUGAUGGAGAGUUUGAGCUGAAGGUGGAGAGGAGUUUGGCUUUGGUGAACAAGUCCAGUGAGAUUCUGAAAGAAGAGUAUUUGAUUCCUGGGUCAUGGUGGGUUGAGAAAAACAAAGGGAUGGUGCGUGACGGAAAUGGGGAGUGGGUUUUGUCGCCACCAGAUGAUGAGGACCUACCUGUCCCUGAAUAUUGACUAUGUGGUAUGGGGGCUGUGUGUGUCUGAGUGGUUGGUGGGUCUUUUUCUUAUCGUCUUUGAAUGGUAUAAAUUGAUUUUCUAUCUUUCAGCUCUGUAGACCUUGUCAUUUCAAGAUCAGUUCAUUGAAUGGAUCACCUGGGUUUGUGAUAGGGAUUUUUUUUUUUUUUUUUUUUUU
This is a messenger RNA of Cornus florida, 1534 nucleotides long. Its product is annotated as phospholipase A1-IIdelta-like. The record is from RefSeq and is a predicted model, not a curated record. Lineage: Eukaryota; Viridiplantae; Streptophyta; Magnoliopsida; Cornales; Cornaceae. Gene Ontology annotation, biological process: lipid metabolic process. The transcript has a single exon. Gene Ontology annotation, molecular function: glycerophospholipid phospholipase A1 activity. The coding region runs from base 52 to 1356 and encodes 434 amino acids.